Messenger RNA from Ruditapes philippinarum (Manila clam), 993 nucleotides. RefSeq lists its product as uncharacterized. The record is from RefSeq and is a predicted model, not a curated record. Bases 58 to 915 code for a protein of 285 amino acids. NCBI's taxonomy places the organism in Eukaryota, Metazoa, Mollusca, Bivalvia, Venerida, Veneridae. The transcript has 6 exons.
AAGACUCUUUAAAUCGUCCCAUAUUUUACACAAGAGAGUUUAUCAGCAGUUGUAAACAUGGAUUCGUAUCUCUUUACAGGGCUAUGCAUCCUGUCGUUUCCAGUAUUAAGCGAUGCUUUAGCUGUUUAUGGAUUUCAAGGAGCGUCGUCUGCGAUCUUAACCGGACGUACUUUGCAUUAUUCUGUACAUCUCAAUGACUGUGAAUUGCUUGGUGGACCAAGAGCUGGCGCAGAAUUUGAAGAAACAUUUGGCGGCCAUAUUACAAUAUGGCGGUCGUUCAACGACCGUGACAUUUCGGACGAACCUUUCCUUGUAUUUUUCGAUCAGAGAAUGCUAUUUGAUGAAGCAGGAAAACUAGCACAGCUGGUGAGGGAAGUAGAGGUCUGGGGGAACGACACAGGCAUUGUCAGGUCGGUGACCUACUCAACAGAUUAUUCCAAGGUCAUCUCUGAGACAAGUCACAAGUGCUCAUUGUCGUCUGCAAACAAAUCAGGAAAUAUAGAUUUCCAAGCAUCUGAAGGCACGCCAGAUCGUUUAAACAGUUUCGAAGAUGUACUCAGUGCCCUCGAAAGCGGCAGAUACGUUCACUUCCAGGCUAUGACGUUUAUUUGUAGAGGAGGUCGAGAACACUCGUUCUCAAACUUUGGCGGCCAUAUUCCAAACUAUGAAAUGAAAAUGGAAGGAGGUGCAGUUCACGGCGUGAGAAGUUCUGUGCAGCAGACGGUCCAUUAUGUCCCCAAAAUUGAUCGGCACGUGCGUGACGUCAUCAAUUUAAGAAUAUUCGACAAUCGCACGGUUGAGAUCAUUGAUGUCCGUGGGGGCGCUUUGUACGAGGAUUUAGUGCACGAACAUAUUUCUUAUUGUACAUUGGAGACCGGCAUGCCAGGUGGCACAUUUAAUGCGUUUGCUUCUUAAGCAUUAAUUGUAACAUUCUGUAAUGUGCUGAAAUAUAUUGUCAAAUGUUCAUGAGGGAGUAAACUGAACUAGCAAGUU